Molecule: messenger RNA, 962 nt
Organism: Bicyclus anynana (squinting bush brown)
Lineage: Eukaryota; Metazoa; Arthropoda; Insecta; Lepidoptera; Nymphalidae
Exons: 5
Coding region: 51-638 (195 amino acids)
Source: RefSeq, a predicted model, not a curated record
CCUUGUUGUACAGUGCGAGUAUCAGUUAAUUCUUGGGAUAAUUGUGUAAAAUGCAUAAAAUUAUGAUAUUUUGGUUUAUGUGUUACAUCGCAAUUGGGCUCUGCAAGGACAGUGAUGAACCCAUAGCAAAUCUAACAGGUCCAAAGGAUAUGUAUGUAGUGCGUGCAACUGUAUACCAAGUUGGCAUCCUUACGAAUAGAACGAAUGAAACUACGGAUUUAAAUUCGGGACGUCAAGAGGCGCUCACUAUUUACCGCAAUAAUGGCUCGAAUAUCGAUUUGAGUAAACUACCGGGAUCAUUGGUAACCAAUGUAACAGCUGAAAAAGUACUAGGCGUGGCUCCUGCGACUAACUCCUCUGCACCUUGGACGGCACUUCAGCAGAUCAUGUCUACACCUCGUCAAGGAAACACCAAUGAUACCGAUCUGAGUAUCCAGAAAUCAAAGCGUGAGGCACCUAAAACCCCCGUGCAAAUAAUAAAGGGUGCUGCCGUCAUACCCCCCGAGGCGGGGGUCAACGCUAUAUCGUUGCCCCCUCUUCUCACACUCAACAAGAACAUUUCAACCAUACCUGUUCCAAUACCGAAUGUUUCCGUCGUUAGUUACGCGAAAGUCAACACAUUAGUGCAUUCCCCUUAAAGUCACGUAAAGCAUAUCGCAAAAAUACGUUAAUUUUAAAAUAUAUUGUAGACUAAAUUGUCAGAACAAAAUAUUAUUAUAUAAAUACCAUGAAAAUGUUUAAAAAAUAAUAAAAUUGUGUAAAUAAGAAAGAAAAAAAUACCGGCCAAGUGCGUGUCGGGCCACGCGCAUUAUAGGGUUCCGUAGAUUAGAGUUAGCCUGUAAGUGGGGUAUGGUUUGUUAUGUUUAAUUAGUCUUAAGUUAUUUUUGUAUCCAAACGUUGGUUUCCUAAUAAAUAAAUUAUGUUAGCAUUUUAAUCAUUUAUGUAACGCACAAAAAUACGGA